CGCAAUCCCUUCCCCGUCUUACCUUCUCCGCUUAGAAUUUGGAAAAAAACCAAACAGGGCAUAAAGUGAGAUAUUGGUCAAUAAGCCACCAAACCCAAACAAACACACGCACAUUCUCGACAAUUCAACGCCGGACACAGGCCCUUCUCUCUUUCCAGGAACUUGGAAUUCCUUGAACUUCCAUAUCCGAGUCUCUCUCUCCUUCUUGAAGAAUAUCCAGGGUUAGGGUUUGGAGGGGGCACAAAUCGUCAUGGCUAUUGCGAGUGGUUGUGCUACUUUGGCUGGUGCGAAGCUUGAGACAUUGUUGUUGAAUUCUUCGUUGUCAUCGUCUUCGUCGGCUCCGGCCGCGUUGAGAGGGCAUUCGAAUAACCAAGUGUGGCUGUUUUGCAAACCAGCUCGGAAUAGCAGGAUAGCACUGGCUCAGAGAGGAGGGAUUAGAUGCGAUGCCUCUGCGUCUGAUGUGGCGGUUGAGUCCGGAAAGGUCGAUCCCAGCAAUGCCUCCACCAUCUCCGCUCUUGAACAGCUCAAAAUCUCUGCCGCUGACAGGUAUACGAAGGAAAGAAGCAGUGUUGUCGUUAUUGGGCUUAGUGUUCAUACUGCCCCUGUUGAGAUGCGUGAAAAACUUGCCAUUCCUGAAGCAGAGUGGCCCCGAGCCAUUGCAGAACUGUGUGGUUUAAAUCAUAUAGAAGAGGCUGCUGUUCUUAGCACCUGUAAUAGAAUGGAGAUAUAUGUUGUGGCUCUGUCUCAGCAUCGUGGUGUUAAAGAAGUGACCGAAUGGAUGUCAAAGACAAGUGGGAUCCCUGUAUCAGAGAUUUGUCAACACCGGUUUUUACUGUAUAACAAGGAUGCUACCCAGCAUAUUUUUGAAGUAUCAGCUGGUCUUGAUUCUCUAGUCUUAGGAGAAGGUCAAAUUCUUGCACAAGUUAAACAGGUUGUCAAAGUUGGGCAGGGAGUUGUUGGCUUUGGGAGGAACAUUAGCGGACUGUUCAAGCAUGCAAUCACUGUUGGAAAGAGGGUUCGAACUGAAACCAAUAUAGCUGCUGGGGCUGUUUCUGUAAGCUCAGCUGCUGUUGAACUGGCCUUAAUGAAGCUUCCUGAAUCUGCACAUGCUACUGCCAGAAUGUUGGUAAUUGGAGCUGGCAAGAUGGGUAAGCUAGUGAUCAAGCACUUAGUAGCAAAAGGGUGCACAAAGAUGGUUGUUGUAAACAGAAGUGAGGAGAGAGUUGCUGCAAUCUGUGCGGAGCUGAAGGAUGUAGAAAUUAUUUUUAAACCUCUCACUGAAAUGCUAACGUGUGCUGCUGAAGCUGAUGUGGUUUUCACAAGCACAGCAUCAGAAGCACCAUUGUUUUUAAAAGAGCAUGUCAAAGAUCUUCCCCCGGUUGGUCCAGAAGUUGGAGGUGUGAGGCUCUUUAUUGAUAUAUCUGUACCACGAAAUGUGGGUUCAUGUGUCACAGACGUUGAAGGUGCACGAGUGUACAAUGUGGAUGACCUUAAGGAGGUUGUUGCUGCUAAUAAAGAGGAUCGGCUACGUAAAGCCAUGGAAGCUCAGGCAAUUAUUUCCGAGGAAUCAAAACAGUUCGAAGCGUGGAGGGAUUCAUUGGAAACUGUUCCAACUAUCAAGAAAUUGAGGGCCUAUGCAGAGAGAAUCAGACUUGCAGAACUUGAUAAAUGCUUGUCAAAAAUGGGUGAUGAUAUCCCAAAGAAAACAAGGAGAGCAGUGGAUGAUCUUAGCCGUGGUAUACUGAACAAGCUCCUUCAUGGUCCCAUGCAGCAUCUUAGAUGUGAUGGAAGUGACAGUCGGACUUUGAGCGAAACACUUGAGAAUAUGCAUGCACUUAAUAGAAUGUUCAGCCUGGAAACAGAUUUAUCUAUAUUGGAGGAGAAGAUUCGAGCCAAGGAAAAACAAAUCCAGAAGUAAGCUUUGAUCGACCUCUCCCAUGGCACUUGGAUUCUCUUCCUCAAAUAUUGAAUAAGAGGAAAAUUUUCUCAUGUUAUUCUGAGUGUUCGCACACCAUUGUCACGUUUGUAUGGAUGAAAUAGGUCCCUGCGGAGUAUCUUUAAUUCUUUUUGUUGGUGCAGGAGUUUCCCUAACUUGCAUUUAAGAUUCUUCAUUUGUCUGGACACAUUCACUAGCAGCCAUCCGGCUUUGUAGUAUACAGUUGAGACAAGCAACAUCCUUGUCCCAAUGUUUAGCUGGAAUUCAUCAUGUACCAUCAAGAUACCGUUCCCUGUAAUUAAUUUACUGUUGAUGCCAAUAUAGAGCUUAUUUUUUGUUUC
This is a messenger RNA of Tripterygium wilfordii, 2277 nucleotides long. Its product is annotated as glutamyl-tRNA reductase 1, chloroplastic-like. Gene Ontology annotation, biological process: tetrapyrrole biosynthetic process. Gene Ontology annotation, molecular function: glutamyl-tRNA reductase (NADP+) activity; NADP binding. The transcript has 3 exons. The coding region runs from base 251 to 1918 and encodes 555 amino acids. Lineage: Eukaryota; Viridiplantae; Streptophyta; Magnoliopsida; Celastrales; Celastraceae. The record is from RefSeq and is a predicted model, not a curated record.